Rotaria sordida is the source of this 207-nucleotide messenger RNA. The record is from the annotation of a GenBank genome assembly. Lineage: Eukaryota; Metazoa; Rotifera; Eurotatoria; Philodinida; Philodinidae.
AUGGAUCAUCAAAAAAUGAUUAUGAUCUUUUUCUUUUUAACUAUUAAACAUCUUGUUUAUAGUGAAGAUAUUUGUAAUUCAAUUACUUGUGGUUCUGGUAAUUGUAUAACAACAACAAAUCCUACUUUACCAUAUUAUUGUCAAUGUUCAAAUGGUUUUAAUACAAUUUUACCAUGUCCAUCUGAAAGUUUGUAUUUAAUAAUAUAA